UCGCCGCAGGAUGUCACGGCGUAUUUCAAUUCGCCGCCUUCGCGUUCACGAUGUCAUUAAGGUCGAGUCGCAUUCGCUCGCCGCGGGUUCGCCGCGUUAAAGCGGGAUUCGUCGCGCUACGACUUCGUUACCAUGACAAACGCAGCGCAAUAACAAUAACCGCUAUCGCGGUACUUUCCGCGGCUGAAACGGCUGAUUUUACUAUCGCUCGUCGUCGUUGCGGCGAGCAUUUUUACCGGGCGCAAAACCCGCUCAGACAUCGAUACAGCGGUCAUAAUUUAUCGCCGGCCAGCGUUGGUAGCCCGUGGACCAUCGCUCGCGAAGAAUGGCCAGCCGAUCGCAUAAACAUCGAGGAAGAAAGAGCGGGUCGUGUGGACGAACACGAGGUUAUGAAAAGCAUGGAGGAAGAGGAAAACACUGGAGCACAAGAAGAGAACGAGACCCAGGACGAGCGAAGCGCCGGAGCGUAUACGCCAGCCGGGCGGAAGUACGGAAAACGACGACCGGCCUCUUUUUCCUCUAUCCGGUUUGAAUUACUAUCAUCCCGCCGAGCAUUGUCUAUUGUGGCGGAGAAUUAUUUUAUUAUCGCUCGGUCGGCCGGGCUCAAAUGCUCUCGGAGGGGGCCUGUGAGAAGGAGACGAGGACUGGAGAGAGGUGCGGACGGGAAACCGAGUACGCGAAGAAUGACUGUGCAGCGCCCGCGAUUCCACGAUUUAUUGAUUUUACGAAGGAAAACCACAGGUCCACUUCGAAAAACCAGCGAUAAUUUAUCGAAAAGAGUCGAUAUCGUUAAUUAAUUCUUUAAUGAUAUAUUUAGGAUAAUGUUCGGUAAAUUUCGACGUCGAAAUGAUAGCAGAUGAAUGUGUACAAAUGCGCGCGGUGUUCAUUUUAUUAACGAAUUUAUCAUUCUUGUAUUUCACUCGUGUCACAUAAAAUACAAAAAAGAAUAUUUCCAUUGCCAUGAAGUACAAGAUAUAUUUUACUUGAGAAUGAAAUUCCAGAAAAUAAUUCUUUAUGUCUCGCUGAAAUCUU
Molecule: messenger RNA, 1032 nt
Organism: Wasmannia auropunctata (little fire ant)
Lineage: Eukaryota; Metazoa; Arthropoda; Insecta; Hymenoptera; Formicidae
Exons: 2
Coding region: 51-797 (248 amino acids)
Source: RefSeq, a predicted model, not a curated record